GUGACAUUGUAUGGUAUGGAGGCUCCUUCCUCGUGGAACAACCAUUGGCUACCUCCCGGAUCUGUCGGUUUCUUAUCCUUCGGAUGGCUACUCCGCGACGAAUAUUUAAUCUCUUGCUCCGCAUAUAUAUCUUAUUAUCUUUAGGAAGCCCGUACUUCCGGGAUUCCCAGGAUUAGGCUCGCCGAUGUCUAUAAGGCUACAUGAUUUUCUCCCUGGACGAUCUCGGUUCUGAGUUCAUCACCAUUCCAUUGGUCAGGAGGGUGCUAUCCCAGUUCCAGAUCAUUGGUAGACUUUAUUUUUACCCAUCUCGUCUUUUUAAACGUUGCGAGCAUGACUAACUUCUCUCACACUCUCGUCGUCGGCUUUACCCACACUUUCGCGCGUCAAUGUCAUUUGUGAACCCGGUACUUGACCCUUCAAAUGUGGCAUUCUACAGCUCAUUUAUUUAUUACCCACAAUGGGGAUAUCACGUAUAUAUAUGACACGCGCGCUGUGUUUUCCCCUAUCCUCGCUGCUCUGGUUGCGUCUUGAUCGCCUGCCUGUCUCUACAUCGCGAUUUAAAAGGGCUUUUCUCGUGCCUUUGUCUAUUCCCCACUUGCCUUCCAUGCAGCAGGCUACCCAUCCCCGUCUUCACCUCCGCGACACGCGCGACGCCCAUAUCAUCUUUGAAGCCGUCAGGCAAGGCUUUCUUAAGCCAGUUACUAGACGUCUUAACGAGGCUGAGAGGUCUAUGUCAGUACGUUCUGGUGCCGUGUUCGUUUGGGAAGAGCGCGACGACGAAUCAGGUCUCAAACGCUGGACUGACGGACGCCUUUGGGGGCAGUCCCGUAUGCGUGAACCAUACUUAUUUUAUGACGAGAAACUUCCCUCCGCACAUGGAGGUGAGGCAUCCACCUCUACACGGUCACUACCCGCUUUCAGAUUUGUCGAUGGCGUGUCCCGCACGAUCCCCUCAUCGUCAGCACUUCUCCAUCAGGAUCGCAGUGGCGGAAAUCAUCCCGGUUUAAUUAAGCAGGCAUAUUCUGCUUGGGUGCAACUUUCACCGACAAGUACACCCCGCAAAUGGCAUCUCACUGCCUAUUUCACAUAUGCUGAUCUUCCGACAAUACCAACUGUCGACAUGGACGCGGUCCUGCGAAACAUCAUCGUUCCACCAGGAAUUUACCAAAGUGGGAAGGCCAGGAAAGGAGAUGAUGGUACCGCGGAGACUUUUGGGCACUCGGCACUGCCACCACUUCAUUCUGCAGUAGGGGGGUACAACAUGGGAGUCAUAUCUAGCUCUUCUCAGCGCGGUCAUCAUCGUAUGUCAGAAGACCAAAGAGUCAUACAGAUACUUAAUUCUAGACAUAUAUCAUAGCAUCCGUCAAUGUCAUUUUCCCUCUUUAACUCCCCUUGUAUUUGAAUAAAUCGUCCCUUCCAAGCGUCUUGUGUGAGAUUCAGCUCUCGGCGGUGUCGGCCGGUGGAAAAGGCGGACCGUCACGGAUUAAACUUUUUAUGCUUGCUGAUGUAACCCUGUUCACGUUUUU
This is a messenger RNA of Desarmillaria tabescens, 1526 nucleotides long. RefSeq names its product Gti1/Pac2 family-domain-containing protein. The transcript is spliced from 4 exons. NCBI's taxonomy places the organism in Eukaryota, Fungi, Basidiomycota, Agaricomycetes, Agaricales, Physalacriaceae. The record is from RefSeq and is a predicted model, not a curated record. Bases 458 to 1357 code for a protein of 299 amino acids. Gene Ontology annotation, molecular function: DNA binding.